This is a messenger RNA of Syngnathoides biaculeatus (alligator pipefish), 6870 nucleotides long. It is a transcript of the gene tnikb, whose product is annotated as TRAF2 and NCK interacting kinase b. Bases 239 to 4336 code for a protein of 1365 amino acids. NCBI's taxonomy places the organism in Eukaryota, Metazoa, Chordata, Actinopteri, Syngnathiformes, Syngnathidae. Gene Ontology annotation, biological process: protein phosphorylation. The transcript is spliced from 32 exons. The record is from RefSeq and is a predicted model, not a curated record. Gene Ontology annotation, molecular function: protein kinase activity; ATP binding.
AGUGACGCUGUGGGGUGCGCGUCGCCGCCGCUGCCGUGCACUCUGGUGCGCGCGUCCGCGCAGGUGGAGGCAUGUAGCAGCACCUGAAGGAGGCUCGCGUGCACGUCGUCCGCCGCGUCGCGUCGCGUGCUGACGGAGGAAGAGGAGGACGACGACCAGGACGAGGACGACGACCAGGACGAGGACGAGGACGCCUGCUUCCAUCUUGAGUCCCGCGAUCGCAGUCGCCGCCGCCGCCAUGGCGAGCGACUCCCCCGCGAGGAGUCUGGACGAGAUCGACCUGUCUGCUCUCAGGGACCCGGCGGGCAUCUUUGAGCUGGUGGAACUGGUCGGCAACGGCACCUACGGCCAAGUCUACAAGGGACGUCACGUCAAGACUGGCCAGCUGGCGGCGAUCAAGGUCAUGGAUGUCACGGGAGACGAGGAGGAGGAGAUUAAAGCCGAGAUCAACAUGCUGAAGAAGUACAGCCACCACCGCAACAUCGCCACCUACUACGGCGCCUUCGUCAAGAAGAACCCCCCGGGGGCCGACGACCAGCUGUGGCUGGUGAUGGAGUUCUGCGGCGCCGGCUCGGUGACGGACCUCAUCAAGAACACCAAAGGCAACUCCCUGAAGGAGGAGUGGAUCGCCUACGUGUGCCGGGAGAUCCUCAGGGGUCUCGCUCACCUGCACCAGCACAAGGUCAUCCACCGCGACAUCAAAGGUCAAAACGUGCUUCUGACGGAGAACGCCGAAGUCAAACUAGUGGACUUUGGUGUGAGCGCCCAACUGGACCGCACGGUGGGCCGCCGGAACACCUUCAUCGGGACGCCGUACUGGAUGGCGCCGGAGGUGAUCGCCUGCGACGAGAACCCGGACGCCACCUACGACUUCAAGAGUGAUCUGUGGUCGCUGGGCAUCACGGCCAUCGAGAUGGCCGAGGGAGCGCCGCCCCUGUGCGACAUGCAUCCCAUGAGGGCGCUCUUCCUCAUCCCCAGAAACCCCGCCCCCCGACUCAAGUCAAAGAAGUGGUCCAAGAAGUUCCAGUCGUUCAUGGAGGGCUGCCUGGUGAAGAGCCACGGCCAGCGGCCCGGCACCGAGCAGCUGCUCAAGCAUCCCUUCGUCCGCGAGCUGGCCAACGAGCGGCAGGUGCGCAUCCAGCUCAAGGACCACAUCGACCGCACCAAGAAGAGGCGCGGCGAGAGGGACGAGACGGAGUACGAGUACAGCGGCAGCGAGGAAGAGGAUGAAGAGCGGGACAUCGGCGAGCCCAGCUCCAUCAUCAACAUUCCCGGCGAGUCGACGCUGAGGCGGGACUUCCUGCGCCUGCAGCUGGCCAAUAAGGAGCGCUCGGAGCUGAUUCGCCGCCAGCAGCUGGAGCAGCAGCAGAACGAGGAGCACAAGCGCCAACUGCUGGCCGAGAGGCAGAAGCGCAUCGAGGAGCAGAAGGAGCAGAGGCGACGCCUGGAGGAGCAACAACGUCGCGAGCGCGAGAUGCGCAAGCAGCAGGAGCGCGAGCAGAGGCGCAGGUUCGAGGAGAUGGAGCAGAUUCGCCGCGACGAGGAGAGGCGCCACGCCGAGAGGGAGCAGGAGUUCAUCCGUAGACAGCUGGAGGAGGAGCAGAGGCAGCUGGAGAUCCUGCAGCAGCAGCUCCUGCAGGAGCAGGCCCUACUGCUGGAAUACAAGCGGAAGCAGAUCGAGGAGCAGCGCCAGGCGGAGCGUCUGCAGAGGCAGCUGCAGCAGGAGCGAGCGUACCUGGUGUCCCUGCAGCAGCAGCAGCAGGACCCGCAGCAGCGCCCCCCGCAGGACAAGAAGCAGCUGUACCACUACAAGGACCAGGCGCCCGGCGCCGCCAACGACAAGCCCGCCUGGGCCAAGGAGGUGAUGCGCCGAGCUCAGAGCAACUCCCCCCGCGUGCCCCCCAAGAAGUACCACUCCUUUAGGCACGUGCGCGACGCCCACCUGGACCCGCUCCUCCUGCUUCCCGGCUACAAGCCCCGCCGGCGCCGCCCCCCCUCCUACCCCGCCCGCGUCAGCCCCUCCCGGGACCGCGCCCGCCUGCCCCGGGUCCGGAUCACCCGCGCCCCCGAGACCGAUCCCGACCCCCGAGGCCGGAGUCCCGGCCGCCGGGUGGACGAGCGUUUUGCGGCCAACCGCCAGACUUCCCCCGCGCUGCAGCACAAAGUCUCCAACCGGAUCUCGGACCCGUCGCUGCCCCCCCGAUCCGAGUCCUUCGGCGGCUGCGCCAUCCAGCAGGCGCGGACGCCGCCCGUGCACCGCGCCGUCGAGCCGCAGAUGGCGCACCUGGUGCAGGUGAAGAGUCCGCCGGGCCUGUCGGGCUCUCGGUCUCUGUACGAGCCUCACGGGGCGUCGUCCGCCCCGUCGCCCUCCCCCUCGCGCCCCCCCAUGCCCCGGCAGAACUCGGACCCCACCUCCGACACCCCUCCCCCCCUGCCUCUCGCGCGUCUGGCGCCCCCUCUGGACAAGCUGGACCGCAGCUCGUGGCUGCGGCAGGACGACGACGUGCCCCCCAAGGUUCCUCAGAGGACCACGUCCAUCUCGCCCGCCUUGGUCCGGAAGAACUCCCCGGGCAACGGGCCGGGACUCGGGCCGCGCGCCGGGGCUCACCUCAUACGCGCCAGCAACCCGGACCUGCGGAGGACCGACGUUUCCAUGGAUACGCCCGUGAAGAGGAUGAGCAGCGGAAGCUCGUCCAGCUCCAGCACCCCCAGCUCGCAGGGGGGGUCCAACGAGCGAGCCAACGCGGCCACGAAGCCCGAAGGCUCCGCGCUGGCGUCCGACGAGACGAAGGACGACAGCAGGGACGCGUCCAGACCCGGCCGGCCCGCGGACCUGACGGCGUUGGCCAGAGAGUUGCGAGAGUUGCGCCAGGGCGAAGAAACCAGCCGGCCGCCCGUCAAGGUCACCGACUACUCAUCGUCCAGCGAGGAGUCGCACAGCAGCGAGGACGAGGAAGGCGACGGAGAGGGCGGGGCCAACGACGGAACCGUCGCCGUCAGCGACAUCCCGCGAAUCAUGCCUGCCCCCAGGCAAGGUGCCAACGAGUCUGCGGGCACCACGGGAGGGCACGACGACUCGCACGGAAACAGGACUCGAGGCGGCACCCUGAUGAUGAGCGAGUACGGGAUGGGCGGCGGCGGCGGCGGAGGCGGCGGCGGCGGCUCCAAGGCCUCCUUCACUCCGUUUGUGGACCCCAGGGUGUACGGGACUUCCCCGACAGAUGACGACGACGACGACGUUUCUGCUUCAGCGCUGUUCACCGACGAGCUGCUGAAGCAGGAGCAGGCGCGGCUCAACGAGGCUCGCAAGAUCUCGGUGGUCAACGUCAACCCCACCAACAUCCGACCGCACAGCGACACGCCCGAGAUCCGCAAGUACAAGAAACGCUUCAACUCGGAGAUCCUGUGCGCCGCGCUGUGGGGGGUCAACCUGCUGGUGGGCACCGAGAACGGGCUGAUGCUUCUGGACCGCAGCGGGCAGGGCAAAGUUUACAACCUGAUCAACCGCCGACGCUUCCAGCAGAUGGACGUCCUGGAAGGUCUCAACGUCCUGGUCACCAUCUCAGGCAAGAAGAACAAACUGCGCGUUUACUACCUGUCCUGGUUGCGGAACCGGAUCCUCCACAACGACCCCGAGGUGGAGAAGAAGCAGGGCUGGAUCACGGUGGGCGACCUGGAGGGAUGCGUGCACUACAAAGUCGUCAAGUACGAGAGGAUUAAGUUCCUGGUGAUCGCCCUGAAGAAUGCCGUGGAGAUCUACGCCUGGGCUCCCAAACCUUACCACAAGUUCAUGGCCUUCAAGUCUUUCACGGAGCUGCAGCACCGCCCCCUGCUGGUGGACCUGACCGUGGAGGAGGGGCAGAGGUUAAAGGUCAUCUACGGCUCCAGCGCCGGCUUCCACGUGGUGGACGUGGACUCCGGGAACCCCUACGACAUCUACAUACCCUCACACAUCCAAGGCCAGGUGACGCCGCACGCCAUCGUGGUGCUGCCCAAGACGGACGGCAUGGAGAUGCUGCUGUGCUACGAGGACGAGGGCGUCUACGUCAACACGUACGGACGCAUCACCAAGGACGUGGUGCUGCAGUGGGGCGAGAUGCCCACCUCCGUGGCCUACAUCCACUCCAACCAGAUCAUGGGCUGGGGCGAGAAGGCCAUCGAGAUCCGCUCGGUGGAGACGGGCCACCUGGACGGCGUCUUCAUGCACAAGCGAGCUCAGCGCUUGAAGUUCUUGUCGGAGAGGAACGACAAGGUUUUCUUUGCCUCGGUGCGCUCGGGAGGCAGCAGCCAAGUCUUCUUCAUGACCCUUAACAGAAGCUCCAUGAUGAACUGGUAACCGGCGUGGGAGGGGGGGUCCGAAGACAGACCGGCUCCGCGGCGCCUCUGCCGCCGACGUCGGCGGGACCGCUUCCUGGAUCUGCGACGAAGCACACUGAACAUUUUUUCUUCCCAAACGGACGCGUCGCUCGCCUGUUGCUGCUCAAAAGAGGUUUUGGUCCAAUAGCGGCUCGUCAAAACCGGCUGGCGUUGUUUCAAAAGCAAAACAAACAACAAAAAAACAACUGCAAUGGUCCAAAUGUUCAAAAAGUUCUGCUGGACUUUGGCAGACGUGAUCGUUAGUCGGGAGUCCGGUCGCACGAGAGGAAAAUUUGCAGUCAAUUUACAAAAUGUUUCCGGUGAAUAGACGAGAAAUUGACGGUAAUCAUUUCGUGCAAAGUUGGAAGACAAGCAGAAAGGUUUUUUUUUUUUUUUUUUUUUUUGGUCAUAAGCAGACGCGCAGGCAAUAUCAAUCUUAUUUUCAUUAGACUUGAGAAACGAGUUGAUUUGCUUCCAUUACCGGGAAUGGAAACGCAAAGCAAAAACCCCAAAAAUGCAGUCGUAAGAUUUGGCCUCCACCGAAGCUGCAAGCACAGAAACGUUCAGUCGGGAUUCUGCUCGCAAAAGUUCCACAAAUCCGGUUUCAGGACUCUAAAACUUCCCCGAAUGCCGCGAGUCGUCAUCGACUGUGGUCGUUUCAGUUUGGCGCGUCCUCGUCUUGAUUUGUGACCGCUGGCGACUUCUUUUCUCCCUUUCCGCUUGACCCUGUUAGCCCGACCGGUCGACUUUCUUGCCACUAAACCCGCUCGGCGCGCUUUUGCCGUGGCGUCAGCAAUCCUCGCAGCGGACGCUCAAGUCAAACGUUUGCGCCGUAAUCACCUGAAAAAUUUAGGCCACGCCGGUCCGGCGUCAUUCACCGGCGCGGGUUUUGCCCUCCACGUCAACCGCAAAAGUACUCGCACUCUGUACUUGAGUACAAGUAGGAAAAGAAAUGUGCUGCACAAAGUACUGAUUCCAUUUUUUAGCUGAAGUCAAAUUAAAGAUGACAAAAAGUAGGAAAUCAUUUUUACUGUCAAUUGGCAUCAGGAAAAUAAAUGAAUACGCAAAAUACAGGCAGGAAGUCCUCGAUUUGUACGUUUCCUGACGCUGGCUGUCGAAGGAUCUUUUCCUUAUCGUAGCGUGCCGCUAGCGACUGCCGCUAGAGGGCGCCGGGAAACCCAAAGCGAGCGACAACUAGCAGCUUUGAGGUCCUCUGAACGCAGGCAGCGCACGUUCAAACAAGUUUUGGUGUCUCGUAGAAAAGGAAGGAACGCUACUCGGCGUCAAUACUCGCGCUGUCGGGGACGUCCACGCGGUGCAAGUCGCUUGAGCGUUUCUCGCAAACCUCUAUUAGCCGGCCGAACGUCCACGUACUCGUAGUCUAUCCUCGCUACUUUGCCAUAUUAGUAGUGAGGCACAACUGCACUAGUUUACAACUAAGGACAUGUAAAAGUUUGCUAGUUAACAUCUUAACACUUCACUAGUAGCGUGCACAACGGAGCAGUUUUACGAGCACACUGAAAUGCACCUUGAGUACUUGAGUAAGACUAACUACUGACUCUGCUGGAGUGCGAAAUAAGGGAACCUCCGAACUCCCCGAGGAACGAAGCUUUCGGAGUUCCUGAGGAGUCACGGAUGGGAUUCAAGAUUCCCUUGCGCGAUACUUGCCAUUCACAGCAGGGGGCGCGCAUUCAGCCAGCCCCCAAACGCCGAUAAUUGAUUUCGCGCCGAUAAGGUGACCCGCACGCAUAUCGCACGAAGCCCAAAACCAAACAUUUGCUAGUACGACUCUGUAGUGUCGGUAGCGACCUCGCCGGGGAGGACCGAGACCGUCCCGGAGGCUAAAAAGUCAAUGCGGCCGACGCUGGGCUUUCCGAGGCAAAAAAAAAAAAAAAUGUAGCUGUGAACAUUGGAGCGAUGAAAUGGGUCAAGCCCGCCUGCCUGCUGAUUUCUUUGUGGUUCCACUGAAUUUGUGUAUUUUAGUUUCCAGGAGGUGGCGCACUCGGCGGCUGGAGCGCAAACUGGCUCUUCUUAUUUCCGACGUUUGUUUUUGUGAGCUGGUGUUGGGCUCGUCUUUGACUUGCUCUCAUUUUUUCAUUUAGAAUUUUUCUAAAGAACCGAGCCGAGUCGGGCGGGCGGGCCGGCCGACCGAAGCCUUGAACUUUUCGCGGAGCGGACGACGUCCACCUGCGCUCGCUCCGUUCUGUAAAUAUCCGUUGACGCGCUGUAUAUCUUACUCUUGAGUCGUAGAGGAAGACAGAAAAUAAUGUGGAUGAAUUCUGGUGUGUUUCUACAGAUUAGAAAACAUAGCUAUAAGACUUUCUUAAAAAAAAAAAUGCAGCAGUUUUUAUCGUGAUAUUUGUAUUCCAAUUUUUGUAUCAAGACAGGUGGGCGACGCGCAUGUGAGCGUUUUGUCACCUCAUCACGGCAGUCACGCGACGACCUCGAUGUAAAUUGGAAUGUUGACGUUGGACAAUAAACGUCCUCGGCGGACACCGACGGCCUCUUUCUUUG